ACCUGCUUCAACCCAAAAAGAGGCGCCGACGACAAACGCUCUGCCAUCUGCCCCACAGAGUCCAUUUUUUCUGAGACGUAUUUAGAGAAAAACACGACCGUGCAUCAUGGCCUACGACGCCCUUGUUCGGGUCAUCAUGGUGGGUGACUCAACUGUCGGCAAAUCUAGCAUGGCGGCUCGCUAUAGCCGCAACGAGUUUUACGAGCAAGCCAUCUCGACCAUUGGCGUGGACUUUGUAUUGAAGACCAUGCAAGUCGACUCCAAGACUAUCAAGAUGCAAGUGUGGGACACGGCUGGUCAAGAGCGCUUUCGAUCCAUUACGCACUCGUAUUAUCGCGGCGCCGACGCUGUUUUGGUGGUGUAUGACAUCACCAAUGCCGACUCCGUGGAUUCAUUAAGCGGCUGGGUCGAGCGAGCCCGGGCCCAUGCCAAAGUCGACGUCGCAAUCUUUAUCAUUGGCAACAAGUUUGAUCUCUAUGAUCCUGCCGAUCCGCAGCAAGUGACCAACGUCUCGCAGGCGCAACAUCUGGCGAGGAAAUUGGGGCUUCAUCACUUUGUGGCCAGCGCCAAGUCAGACAUCAAUGUUCAAGACAUUUUCCUUCAGGCGGCGCGAGAUAUCAUGCGAGUGCGUGAGGAGGCGCGUCAACCUACACCCCUUGUCAAUGUGGCCAGCAGCCAGCCCGCGUCGUCCUCUUGGUGCACUCUGCUGUAAAGCCGCCUGUCAUGUGAUGAUGAAAGGCUUCAUGUAGUCAAAAGUGUGCGUAUAUGUGUGUGCGUACACACAUGUGUGUGUGUGUGUGUGUGUGUGUGUGUGUGUGUGUGUGUGCGUGUGCGUGCAAGCGUCUGGGUGGGUAUGCAGGGUUGGUUGCACGGUCACAAAGGCGCGUCAUCGCUUGGUUGGUGCAAAUCGGAUCAAUUCUGUU
Monosiga brevicollis MX1 is the source of this 923-nucleotide messenger RNA. RefSeq lists its product as uncharacterized. NCBI's taxonomy places the organism in Eukaryota, Choanoflagellata, Craspedida, Salpingoecidae. Gene Ontology annotation, molecular function: GTP binding; GTPase activity. The transcript has 6 exons. Gene Ontology annotation, cellular component: endosome; Golgi apparatus. The record is from RefSeq and is a predicted model, not a curated record. The coding region runs from base 107 to 712 and encodes 201 amino acids.